Molecule: messenger RNA, 1590 nt
Organism: Didymosphaeria variabile
Lineage: Eukaryota; Fungi; Ascomycota; Dothideomycetes; Pleosporales; Didymosphaeriaceae
Gene: GDT1
Product: GCR1-dependent translation factor 1
Exons: 3
Coding region: 1-1590 (529 amino acids)
Biological process (GO): Golgi calcium ion homeostasis; Golgi calcium ion transport; manganese ion transmembrane transport
Cellular component (GO): fungal-type vacuole membrane; Golgi apparatus
Molecular function (GO): manganese ion transmembrane transporter activity; calcium ion transmembrane transporter activity
Source: RefSeq, a predicted model, not a curated record
AUGAGGCUGCGACAGCCUCGCGCGACGGCCCUCCUCCUGCUGCUGCCCGCAGUGCAGGUGCUCUCCGCCCAGGUCCUUGCAGGCGCCGAUGACAACAAAGUUGCGCGCGGCGAAACUACUGACAUCGCCACCGCAACGGGCGCACCGGCGGCAGCGGCAGCUCUCGGCCCCGGCAACAAAGGCACCAAAGAUGCCCCAGUGGACGGAUUCGACGGAAAGCCCCACGCCGGGCCUUAUAUCGAUGAGAAGACGGUGGCAACCCAGAAGGGACCCGGCGGGAUAGAAGAGUUACGGCCCGGCAGUCGGAAACCAACGACGGCAGAGAAGGAGGAGCUGGAAGCUAAAAUCGAGGACGACGACAGCGUCAUGAACGACAAGAACAGAGAGUCCCCGAAAGGCAACACCGGCACCGAGGGCGGCGUCUCCGCGAAGGACAAGGAGCGGUUAGCACAAGAGGGCAAGACGGGCGAGAAGAUGGAGAAGGUGCCCGAGUCACCCAAGGAGGUCCCGGAAUUGCCUACAUCGCACGGCGAGCAACAACACAUCAAGGACAAGCAGGAUGCAUCAAAAGAAAAGAAUAAGGACACAGACGGCGAGACACGUGUACUGGGCGCGCAGGGGCUCGAGAAACCCACAGAUCUACCCGACAGCCCACACGACAUACCGCAUCCCAUCCCUCCCUCGUCAGAAAAGACCAACCCGCUCGACACAACGCCCAACACAGGCUCAGGCGUCAUACCAGAGGGAGGCGAGGCUGGCGGCGUCAUCCAGCCCUUGCACUCGUUCGUUCUUUCCUUCACCAUGAUCAUCUUCUCGGAAAUCGGCGACAAGACCUUCCUCGUCGCUGCGCUGAUGGCAAUGCGCCAUCCCCGCAUCCUCGUCUUCUCCGCGGCCUUCUCCGCUCUCAUUGUCAUGACCGUUCUCUCCGCUGUCCUGGGCCACGCCCUCCCUACUCUCAUUCCAGAGCGCUUCACGCAUCUCGCUGCCGCUGGCCUCUUCCUCGUGUUCGGUGUGAAGCUCCUACGAGAAGGCAUGGCCAUGAGCCCUGACGAGGGGGUUGGCGAAGAGAUGCGCGAAGUGGAACAAGAGCUCGAAGAGAAGGAACACCUGGCUAGGCAACAAAAGGGCGGCCGCAGGAAGUCGUCCAUCUCCCCCUAUGUCCUUGAGUCCGGGCGAGCUCGUCGCUCGCGGUCCAAUUCUCGGCUGCCCGCACCUGCCCGCAGUCCCUCCUCCUCGCCAGAUCGUGCUCCUUCACCAACUGGCUCGUCACUCACAGGGGCGCUGAGCGGGCUCAACAACCUCUUUUCUCUUCUCCUCAGCCCUGCUUGGGUGCAGACAUUCGUCAUGACGUUUUUGGGUGAGUGGGGCGACCGCAGCCAGAUUGCUACUGUGGCAAUGGCGGCGGGCUCGGACUAUUGGUGGGUCACUGGAGGUGCGAUUGUUGGUCACGGUCUUUGUACAGCGGGAGCUGUUAUUGGUGGCCGUGCAAUUGCUGGUAAGGUCAGCAUGCGCGUUGUGACUCUGGGAGGCGCCAUUGCAUUCCUUGCUUUCGGGGUUAUUUACUUGUUCGAGGCCAUCUACCAUGAGUAG